UUAGCUUCACUUCAAAGUAGAUGGAUGUUAUGUGGUGCUUUCGACCUUUCAGUAUUUGACGAUUUUAGAGCAUGGCUCAAUGUUAGUAGUCAACACUAUGGAUUUGUCGUAAAACGAUGGGACGGUCUGGAUACGAUACAACAGGUUCAUGGACAGAUGAAGAUCCCGAAACGCCAUACUCAAUCUGUUCCGCAGAUUCACCAAAUUUAGAAGAAGAGCACCCGUUAAUUCAGUUGAAGGAUUCGUUCCUGCAGGCGAUCAUGGCGGCGUAUAUGCAGCAGGUUGGGGGCCGUAAGCAGGAUGAGAAUGACCAAACAAUUGAUAACAGAGAGAUAUACCUCGGGCCGGCAGAGCACGAGGGUGAUGGGGAGGAUCGUCCACGAAAGCGUGGUCGUCCAUCGGAAGAUAAGCAAAGCCAAAAAUCUAUUACAAGGCGGCGAGCACAGGACCGCAAGCUAUGGCUCGCUUGUCCGUUCGCCAAAAAGGAUCCAAUCAAGUAUCGUGAUUGUUACCGGUACUUUCUUGGUAGGGUUCGCGACGUUAAACAACAUCUGACACGUUGUCAUCGCAAACCCCUCUAUUGUCCAACAUGCAACGAGACCUUUGAGGAUGAAGACGAUAGGGACUCGCACAUAAGAUCCCAAAGCUGUACUGAGAGGUCUGAUAUUGUCAUUGAGGGCAUCUCAGAGAAGCAGAAAAGGGAGCUUGGCCAGCGAAUAUCGUCCAAGAUGGGAGAAGAGCAGCAGUGGUUUGCUGUCUAUGAUAUACUUUUCCACCCACACCCGCGUCCUCGAACACCAUACCGUGACAGAGAAUUGUCCGAAGAGUUGUGCCGUUUUCAAGACUUCAUGACCGCUCGAGGACCAACGAUUUUAACAGAAGUCAUUGAGGCCAGGGGAAUGGAUUUGGCAAACCUUCCUCAAGAAGAAAGGAGCUUAGCUUCGUUUAUGCGAGAGAGACUCGGAGAGGGACUGCAGCACAUCAUAGACCAGUGGGCGAACGACAAUGCGAGUGCGAGUUCAACGGCGAUUGGUCAGAGCAGCGUUGAUCAUAGUCGUCGCUCAUCCCUAACCUUGGACUCGGGCAUCGCGAUGCCGGUUGAUCAUUUGCAAACAGUGGAGGAGAAAGGCAAGAAGAAUAGUUCGUCUACGAAUAAUGAGAUCGAACAGCGACAUGCGUUGGAGGCCUUCAUGCAGUCUAAAGGCCCGUGGUUGAGAUUCGGAGCCGAAGAUGGAAUUGAACAAGGGCCGUCACAGUCUGUAAUGGACGGCGCAGCAAUACCGUCGGAUGGCCUCCUGAGUGAAACCAGCCGAAGCGAUAUUGUAGAAUCAGCCGGCCCUCCCUCUACGUUGCAACCCACAGUCUUACCAGAGUAUUCGGAGCCCAUCGAUUUCUCCGUAACUGCUGAGACUUUGAAUCUAAUCAAUUUCGACAUAGAGUGGCCAGCUUGAGUAAGAAAAGUUUUGCUCGUCUGACUGUAAAGGUACAUAUGUAGGUAACUUGCAUUAAGCCAGUGAUGCAUAUCUACAUAACUACUAGGUAUGCAUAUAUAGAGGGGCUAUUGACUGGGUACAUGCUUAUAUAUAGUAGUACCACGUCAUUGGAGCUACCGAGAUCAUUCAUCACGGGAUUUUGUGGCGCUGAUUAGCACUUAUGUUAACAGUUCAAGGUU
Molecule: messenger RNA, 1672 nt
Organism: Hypoxylon fragiforme
Lineage: Eukaryota; Fungi; Ascomycota; Sordariomycetes; Xylariales; Hypoxylaceae
Exons: 2
Coding region: 117-1451 (444 amino acids)
Source: RefSeq, a predicted model, not a curated record